This is a messenger RNA of Danio rerio (zebrafish), 5492 nucleotides long. The record is from RefSeq and is a predicted model, not a curated record. Lineage: Eukaryota; Metazoa; Chordata; Actinopteri; Cypriniformes; Danionidae.
UUGGUUUUGGUUUUCUCAUAACGCACAGCAAACUCCUUUAUUGAACCUUUAUUUUAGGGGGUAUUGUAAAUACGAAUGCACAUCAGUAAUCAGAAACCAGCCACAUAUUAAAGGAGACUGUUCAGAGAAGAGCACGAGUGUUUCUGGCUGUAGGCGGAGAUCCUUCAACUUCUUGUAUUUUGUUAUUGCUCAAUAAAUCAGGUGACUUGCGGGGGAAAAUGACAGAGCAUGUCAAUCAUAUGGACGCCUAUAAUGUUGCCGUUAUAUACUAUAGCGAUUCAUUUAUAAACUGUAAUACGGUAGUAGCUUUCGUGUUAAGUAAUCGAUAGAUAUCUCCUAUUUGUUUUACAUCAUGUGAAUAUUUUGAAUACGGCUAUUAUCAAAGGAAAGUUUCACUUUCAAAAUGAAUGAGAUUCUACGGAAGUGAGGGAAGCGUGUGAUACUGUUUAUUGGCGUAUUUAGCCAUUCCUUUGUUUUGGUUUAGGAGCUCUUAUUAUACCUGUUUGGAUGUACACCGGUUAUACAGUAAGCCAGAUUUAAUUCAGAGGUAUUUAAAGGAAUGUGUUGGGUUACUUUCUGGGCGUCAAGCUAUUCGUUUGAUUUCCCUGUCAGAGUUUGUUCAGUAAUGUUAAGUACCGUUUAAAUAAUACAUUGUGUUUUAUUGAUAUGACAGUGAACAUAUUUGGACAAACACCUUCUGAGUUAAGAAACAAUGACACAACAUUCAUUACUUUUUUGUCGAUUUACCACACGAUACCGACAUAAAUGAGACACGUUGUGUUGUCGUGCUGUUUUGGUUAAACUCUGACAAACACUUGUUUAACAGACAUGUAUCGUUGUUGAAAUGUUAUUUGAAUACGCGGCUGGAAUAACAUUAAUUGUACAAAAAAAACUAAUUUUAACAUAAAAUUAAUUAAUUAUUCUUUUUAAAUAACUUCAAAUUAGAAUUGAAAUCAUUUUCAGGGGGUUCAGGCCAUAAUAAGGGGGCCCCAAAUUCCCCCAGAGCCGGUAAUAUUUUAAAGUGAUGGCUGUUAGAGUCUGUUGCACUGAGAUUCAACUGCGUCGCGUGGAGCUGGUGGAGAACUACAGUAUACACUUGACACGCCUUCUGGACGUGUUGUUUAAUGUGGGGGCAUUGACCGAAGAGGACCUCAGUCUCAUAAGGGGCUCGUCUGUUAGAGGCGAGCGGGACUGUAUGAGAUUUCUGCUGGAUGUGCUGAAUGGUAGAGGAGAAGAAUCAUGCAGGGCGUUUUUCUAUAUACUACCAAGUAUCCAAGAUGGGACCUUACAAAUAGGGCAGAUCGGCAGACAAGAGCAUCUCAAAAAACACAAGGAAAUCUUAUCAAGGGAGCACAGCCUGGUGGACUAUCUCAGCAUCAGGAGACACACUUCAGGGCAGGAUGAGACCAGACAGUUGACUGAUAUCACCUUCUCAAGACAGGCUGGUUAUGCAUCAUCUUCUCAAUGCCGACAUGAAUCAACUGGAGUUGGAGAUGCAUUCAGAACAUGUGCAGAUGAUAUCUGCGUUUUCAGCGAUGUUUACGGCAGUCUGCUGUCCAGUCAAUCGAGUGGUGUGAACAUGUUGUCAGGAGUUGCUGGAAGUGGAAAAACCACAGUUGUAAGACGCUUGGUGCGAGAGUGGGCUGCAGAAACCACUUCACACAAAAUUGUCUUACCCUUGUCCUUUCGUGAGUUAAACCUCAUAACUCAAGAGCAGAGCUUGCAAGACCUGCUCUCAGAUCACUACAUUCACCUCAAACCUUUCCUGCAUGACUUACUCAAGUCAAAACCAACCCAGUUUUUACUCAUCCUAGAUGGUCUGGAUGAGUUCUGCUACCCUCUUAAUUUCGAGCACACUCCCAAAUGCUCAGAUCCCGAGAGGGUGCUGCCUAUACAAUCCAUUGUGGUCAAUUUAAUCAAGGGAAAUCUGCUUCCAGGCAUGUCCGUUUUUCUCACCUCAAGGCCUCAUGCGGUCUCCAAAGUUCCUCCGGUGCUGGUCAGCCAGUAUUACAGCCUGUUGGGUUUCUCUGUAGAUCAGCAGAAGCAGUACUUUGAGAAGAACUGCAGAUCUCCUGAGGCUGCUGCUGCAGUUUGGGCCUCAGUGUCGUCCCAUAAACCCCUUCUCCUCAUGUGCCACAUUCCCGCAUUCUGUUGGAUUGUGUCCACUGCCUUGCAUGACGGUGGCUCCUGCCUUUAUCCUGAUCCUGUAAAUGCCAAGUCAGGAGAGCAAGAAGGCCUCGAUAAAGAUGACCUACAGAUACCUUCUGAGAUGAGCUCCAAACCUGUGACGAUCACCGAGAUUUACUGCUGUUUCGUUAAAUCCAUCGUGCUGUUCCAUGCCCAAGGGCGAAGCGAGGGCUCCCAUCACACCAGGCUUCAGCAUGCUCCUCAUGUCCUGGCUGAAAUGCAGCCAGUACUCAAAAGUCUCGGGGCGAUGGCCUUCAAAGGCCUCCUGGAGAGACGAUUCAUCUUUGAAAGCUCCGAUAUAAACUCUUUUAAUCUGGAUAGCACCAAACUCUCACAGGUGUUCCUCUUCGAGAUCCUUAAAGAGGAUCGAGCGUCCCUCACCUUAGAAAAGGGCUUUCAUUUCCUCCACACCAGCGUGCAGGAGUUUCUGGCCGCCUUGUACUAUGUUCUACAGUCACUCUCAGGAUCAGAUGCGUUUUCAGGCCUCAAACCAAGAACAGGCCGAUAUCUUCAGUCUGCGCUUAAACAAAUGGGAUCAGCUGUCAACAAACUCAGCAGGCCGCGGCGUCUUUUCUGCAGACGUAUUAAGAAGGCACUUCGCUGUGGGGAACAACAUCAGUCUGGACACAUGGAUCUUUUCUGCAGAUUUGUUUGUGGCCUGCUGGUUCCCAGGACACGUCUGAUCCUAAAUGGAUUUUUUCCUGAUGGGCCCAAAAUGCAUCUGCUCCGUUGCGAGCUCUCUCCAGACUUGACUCCUCCUUUCCUGCUCCAUCUGUUACAUUCUCAGCUCCAGAGCUCCACCCUGGGCCCGGAGAGGCAGGUCAAUGUUUGUCACUGUCUGUACGAGGCCCAGGACCCAGGUCUGUCACAGCGCCUACAGGGUUGGAUGAAAGUUCUUUCACAGCAGGCCUCAGAUCAGUCUGGUUCGGUAAACAGGGACUGGAGUGAACUGGCUUUCCUCUUACAGCUCAGCCCAGACCUGCAGGUUUUACAUUUGGACGCUCAAGGACUUGAUGCUGAUGGAUUAAGCAGACUCCUACCAGUCCUUCCUCUUUUUUCAACACUGAGUCUCGGUCAGAAUCCUCUUGGUUCAGAGGGAGCUGCUGUGUUGUCCCUUGUUCUGAGAAGCCCAGACUGUUGUAUUGAGAGGCUAUGGGUGGUUGCGACAGGGCUUGGAUGCGAAGGCCUGAGGAUCCUUGCAGAAGCUCUGAAGGAAAAUCGUACCGUGACUGACCUCAGAAUGGCCAUCAAUAAAAUUGGAGAUGCUGGAGCUGGUUAUCUUGCAGACCUACUGAGGACAAACCGCACGCUGACAGAUAUCAGACUUCGUGACAAUCUAGUAACAGAUAAAGGAGCCGAAAUCCUCAUGUCUGCACUCAAAGAGAACACUACCUUAAAGUAUCUGUGGCUCUUUGACAACAAGUUUACCAAAGAUGGCGUCAGAAAACUGAAAGAAUUUGCAAAGACCAGACCCAACCUGGACAUUAAAGUGUGCAUCUGACACUCAAACUGAAAACAUCUCUCUAAAAGGAACGUUCGUUUCUGAAAUGGUUAAGCAAAAUUUCAUUCAGAAAUACUAUGUUGCUCUGAUAUGUUAUUUUUAACACACUGUUUCUUCCUUGUUUAUGUUCAUAUGCCUUUUCUGUGACAACUUCUGAAUUUCAUUGAGAUUUUCAAACCCUCUCAUCUUAUUUAAUCAAGAUCUCUACAUCACUAUUAGUAAUACAGUGAAGUAUGAAUACCUGGUUUUACUGCACUUUCUCACAACAUGUCCCAUAUAUGUCCCAUAACUGUAAUGUCAACCACUAGUGCUUACACUACGAAAGCAGUCCAGGCACAUGGGUUUUAGGUCAACAGUGGAGCUCAAAAUAUUUAGGCUCCAUUUAAUUCUUUCAGCUUGCACAGUAAACAGUGCAGGGUUUCACACAAUUCUCCAUGUUGUCCCAACACAAAUCGAUUAAGUUAGCUUAAUUGUCCUUACAAAUUUAAGUUGAUUGAACAUAAAACAAUUAGGUUAUCCCAAAAAGCUCAGCAAUAUUGUGUUGAUUGGAAACAAUUGUGUUGAUUGAAUUAACAAUAACACAUCUUGAAGGGAUAGUUCACUCAAAAAUGUACAUUUACUCACCCUCAAGUGGUUCCAAACCUUUAUGAGUUUAAGAUAUUUCAAAGGAAUCUAACAAUCUCUAACCAUUGACUUCCAUAGUAGUAAAAAACAAAUACAAGUUUACAGUUUUCUUCAAAGUAACUUCUUUUUUUGUUUAAUAAAAGAAGCAAGUAUAUUAUAGGUCUCAAACUGGAUUGCUGGAGGGCCGCAGCUCUGCACAGUUUUUCUCCAACUCUAAUCAAACAGCUGAUCCAACUAAUCAAGGUGGUCAAGAGUUCUAUGGUGUACAUUAGAGGUGGUUGAAGCUAAAUUAUGCAGAGCUGUGGCCCUCCGGGAAUUGAGUUUGAAACCAUUAAAGGAAAUUGUAAGUAAAUGAUGACAGAAUUUUCAUUUUUGCUGAACUAUUAUUUAAAUAUUGAACUAUUCCAGGUGUAAACAGGGUCUCAGAUUCACACUUCAUUCUCUGGACACUGAAAUGUAUUCAUUUUAGUAAUACAGUGGACUCUUGUUAAUAGGCAACCUUUUUAGCAAAAACCCCACAGAUUCAUAAAAUGGUGCUCUCAAAAGACCUAUAUAGGUGUCUUACCCUUUAACUUGCACUAUAGGAAAACUAAAUUUGGCCAUUUUGUUUGAUUAAAUUGAGUUCCUGAAACCACUCUAAGCAAAUACUGAGGGUUUUUUAAUGGUAACCAAUGCACAGGCUUGUUAAAGGGUUAAUACACUCAAGUUUAUCUUGUACUUUAUUAUAAAUUAUUAUCUUCUCUUUUUUAGCAUCUCAGUCUAGUGCCAAUGGUUUAUUGCUCAUUUUUGUGGGUGUUUUUAUAUAUGCAGAGCUUACGGCUCCUGUAGAUGCUUCAUAAACAGAAGUAAAAUGUACGUGUAAAAUACACAACGGUAUUGCAUUUGUUGUUUAGUCAAUAAUAAUAUUAUUAGUAAUUGAUUCAACAUGUCAAAUUAACAUUAGAACUUCAUGAACUUUGCUGUUUCUUAACCCCAGCUGUCAGAUAACUGUUAGAAAAGUUGCACGUCUGUCUUCUUUCUAAAAGUUGCAUAAUGUGUUUCAGGCAUUUCAUUUCAUCAUGUCAUUGACUGCCGCAACAUCGUGAAAUAUGAAUUGUGUAGUUAUAGAAGUGUUAUUAUACAGCCAUUAAAGCAAAAUGUACAAACAGAUGUUGAAUAAACACAGUACAUGGAUACUCCA